This is a messenger RNA of Acanthisitta chloris (rifleman), 956 nucleotides long. RefSeq names its product mitochondrial ribosomal protein L19 (gene MRPL19). The annotation marks the transcript as partial. Gene Ontology annotation, biological process: translation. The record is from RefSeq and is a predicted model, not a curated record. Gene Ontology annotation, molecular function: structural constituent of ribosome. Gene Ontology annotation, cellular component: mitochondrial large ribosomal subunit; ribosome. NCBI's taxonomy places the organism in Eukaryota, Metazoa, Chordata, Aves, Passeriformes, Acanthisittidae. The transcript is spliced from 5 exons.
GGAGUUGGGGUGCAGGUCAGGUUGAAAUAAUGUGGGGUUUAAAUGUUGUUUAAUUUCUCACAGGGUGUUUUUCUUCCUCGGGGUAUCGAGUGAACAGUGAUGGAAAGCCAGAAAAGUUCCAGCCACCUCCCAAGCCUGUCAUUAUUGACAAGCAGAAGCAGAGGGAGGAGAGGAGGUUCCUGAGCCCUGAAUUUAUACCUCCCAGAGGGAGAACAGAUCCUCUUAAAUACUAUAUGGAAAGAAAGGACAUGAUACAGAGAAGAAAAGUCUUCAACAUCCCAGAGUUCUAUGUUGGCAGUAUACUGGCUGUGACUACUGCAGAUCCAUAUGCCAAUGCCAAAUCCAACCGGUUUGUUGGCAUCUGCAUCCAGAGAGGAGGAAAAGGACUCGGCGCUACCUUUGUCCUUCGGAAUGUUAUAGAAGACCAAGGUGUUGAAAUAUGUUAUGAACUGUACAACCCUCGAAUCCAGGCGAUCGAGGUCCUGAAGCUGGAAAAGAGACUGGAUGACAACCUGAUGUACCUGCGAGAUGCCCUCCCUGAAUACAGCACUUUUGACGUGAAUAUGAAACCUGUGCCUCGUUUGGACCACGAAGAAGUUCCUGUAAACAAGCUGCAGGUACGAAUGAAACCUAAACCAUGGUCAAAACGGUGGGAAAGACCAAAAUACAAUAUAAAAGGAAUAAAGUUUGAGCUACAUGAAAAGAAAAUGAAAGAAGCACAAAAGUGGAGCCAACCAUGGCUGGAGUUUGAUAUGCUGCGAGAAUAUGACACUUCAAAAAUAGAGGAAAAAAUUUGGAGAGAAGUCAGUGAAGAACUUAAAAAAUAAUAAUUUUUUUGCAGUCUCGGAAUUACAGAGAUAAUAUUUUUAGUUUACUACAUGGAUGAUCCGUUGUCAAGUUUUGUAUAUACAUAGUUAAAGCAAACAAUAAAGUUAACCUUUCCAGAGGAUUUCAAA